AUGCCAACGAAGACAAAUACAACCCACUCAACCCUCUAUUUACACGACCGGCGGGAUAAAUGGGACGAUUCUGAGAUGUGGGUCUGCCCAACCGAAGACCUCAUGGAUGUGAAGUUGUGCAAGCCGGGUACGCCAGGUGGGAUGCCAAAGCCAACGCAACUCCAUAAAGUCAGGAUCGGAUGUAAUGGUCUACGUUGCCCUCACGACCACGUGUAUGUCGAUGUCGGCAAGCCCAAAUUUACGCGCACUUGUCCCCGCCAGGCGGUCGUUGCGGCCGCUCACUGGCGCAACUAUUGCUUUCUGGAACCCGACACGUACGAGCAUCCCGCCCUCUGGUGUAUACCCGCCACCCCUUACGAUGAGACAUUCGAUGGUCCCGGUAUUGACAGGUGCUGCGGUGAGUGGGUUGACGUUAACGAUCCGUACCUCCAGGAUUACCCAACCGCGCAAAAGAACGACGGCACCUAUUAUGAGAACAUGGUCAACAGAGAUGGGGAGUUUAGAAGGGUGAUCAAGCCCAACCCAUGGGAAUUUAAUACGAAUGAGGGCUUCUGUCGAACGUGGAUGGCGGAAAGUGAGGCCGUUUUUCAGUAUUUCAUGCAGAACCUGGAGUCAUGGCUCGUUUCCGAUGCGGAUUUGUUAGGCCAUGGCGGCCCUCGAUUCCACAUCAAGUGGGACACGGCCAAAUCGAGAGGCUUGCCGGACUCGCCGGUAAAGCCAUACGUGACGGCGAAUCCGGCAAACAUGCCGUACCACGGCCAAUAG
This is a messenger RNA of Cladophialophora bantiana CBS 173.52, 765 nucleotides long. RefSeq lists its product as uncharacterized. NCBI's taxonomy places the organism in Eukaryota, Fungi, Ascomycota, Eurotiomycetes, Chaetothyriales, Herpotrichiellaceae. The record is from RefSeq and is a predicted model, not a curated record. The transcript has a single exon. Bases 1 to 765 code for a protein of 254 amino acids.